This is a messenger RNA of Odobenus rosmarus divergens (Pacific walrus), 3528 nucleotides long. It is a transcript of the gene CNOT6, whose product is annotated as CCR4-NOT transcription complex, subunit 6. Lineage: Eukaryota; Metazoa; Chordata; Mammalia; Carnivora; Odobenidae. Gene Ontology annotation, biological process: nuclear-transcribed mRNA poly(A) tail shortening. The transcript is spliced from 12 exons. Gene Ontology annotation, molecular function: poly(A)-specific ribonuclease activity; protein binding. Bases 50 to 1723 code for a protein of 557 amino acids. The record is from RefSeq and is a predicted model, not a curated record. Gene Ontology annotation, cellular component: nucleus; cytoplasm; CCR4-NOT complex.
GGGAGGAGGCGGCGGCAGCGGCGGAGGAAGGCGGCGCACCCCGAGAGGCAUGCCCAAAGAAAAAUACGAGCCCCCUGAUCCUAGGAGGAUGUACACAAUUAUGUCCUCUGAGGAAGCAGCAAAUGGAAAGAAAUCACACUGGGCAGAGCUUGAAAUAAGUGGAAAAGUAAGAAGCUUAAGCUCAUCUUUGUGGUCCCUCACUCACUUGACAGCUUUGCAUCUGAGUGACAAUUCUCUGUCCCGCAUUCCUUCAGACAUUGCCAAGCUCCACAAUCUGGUAUAUCUGGACCUGUCCUCUAAUAAAAUCCGGAGUUUACCGGCAGAACUCGGAAACAUGGUAUCACUCAGGGAACUCCAUUUAAAUAACAACCUGUUACGAGUUCUGCCUUUUGAGCUGGGAAAACUGUUUCAGUUGCAGACUUUAGGCCUGAAAGGAAAUCCACUUACCCAGGAUAUAUUGAACCUCUAUCUGGAACCAGAUGGAACAAGAAGGCUACUGAACUAUUUGCUUGAUAAUUUGGCAGGUACUGCAAAAAGAAUUUCAACAGAACAGCCACCUCCAAGAUCUUGGAUUAUGUUGCAAGAACCAGACAGAACAAGGCCAACUGCCUUGUUUUCUGUCAUGUGCUAUAAUGUUCUUUGUGAUAAAUAUGCGACCCGGCAGUUAUACGGCUACUGUCCAUCUUGGGCACUAAAUUGGGACUACAGGAAAAAGGCCAUUAUUCAAGAAAUUUUGAGCUGCAAUGCUGAUAUCAUAAGUCUUCAGGAGGUUGAAACAGAACAGUAUUACAGUUUUUUUCUGGUAGAACUGAAAGAACGUGGCUAUAAUGGAUUCUUUAGUCCUAAAUCUAGAGCUCGGACAAUGUCAGAACAAGAGAGAAAACAUGUCGAUGGCUGUGCAGUAUUCUUCAAGACAGAAAAAUUUACUUUGGUUCAGAAACACACUGUUGAAUUUAAUCAGCUAGCAAUGGCAAAUUCAGAAGGGUCUGAAGCUAUGCUGAACAGAGUCAUGACAAAAGAUAACAUUGGAGUUGCAGUACUGCUAGAACUUCGAAAGGAAUUGAUUGAAAUGUCAUCUGGAAAGCCACAUCUUGGAACAGAAAAACAACUUAUUCUUGUGGCUAAUGCUCAUAUGCAUUGGGACCCUGAAUACUCUGAUGUGAAAUUGGUUCAAACUAUGAUGUUCCUCUCAGAAGUGAAGAACAUUAUUGAUAAAGCCUCACGAAACCUCCAGUCUAGUGUAGUGGGAGAAUUUGGAACUAUUCCACUGGUGUUAUGUGCAGAUCUUAAUUCUUUGCCGGAUUCUGGUGUUGUAGAGUAUUUAAGCACUGGUGGAGUAGAAACAAAUCAUAAAGACUUUAAGGAACUGAGAUACAAUGAAAGUCUUACAAACUUCAGCUGUAAUGGGAAAAACGGGACAACCAAUGGAAGGAUCACGCAUGGUUUCAAGUUAAAGAGUGCCUAUGAGAGUGGCCUGAUGCCUUAUACAAAUUACACGUUCGAUUUCAAGGGUAUCAUUGACUACAUCUUCUAUUCGAAACCUCAGCUGAACACUUUAGGCAUCCUGGGACCUCUGGACCACCAUUGGCUAGUUGAGAAUAAUAUCAGUGGCUGCCCACACCCACUCAUCCCCUCCGACCACUUCUCACUUUUUGCACAACUGGAGCUCUUACUGCCUUUCCUGCCCCAAGUUAACGGCAUUCACCUUCCUGGCAGGAGGUAGUCAAGUACCUUCAGAGGACGACCUCAGUUUCACUUGUAAACUCAUAAAAUCUGAUUAUAGGGGAGUGAGGUAUGGCCACCAGGGUUUGUUUUUUUUGUUUUGUUUUGUUUUGUUUUUUCUUUUUUUUCCUUUUUCUUGAUGAUUUGAAUUUUCAAUCUUGAUUAUUUGAUAAGGAUAUAGUAUGAAAGCCAGGUGCUAGCAACAAAUUCUGAGCCCAAUAUGCUUUAUAUACUGUUAGACAGGGAUUGGUGUGUUUACACCUCUCUUUAAUUUGUUACAAGUAAUUUUCCUGUUUCUUCUAUCCAAUAUAAUAUUUUCAUGCCUUGAAAUAGGAAAAUGUUUGAACAGCAUAUUCUCUUUGCACAGAAAUCUGUAGCACUACUUUUUUGAGGCCAGUAAUAACAUCCAGAGACCAUUCUUCCAUACUUUACUCCCUCCCUUUUCAGACUUGUUUGUAAAAUAGAGACUUUGAAUUUAGCCUUUAUGAUUGUAUAUGAUCCACAGAAGACCUGAUUUAUGAAAUUUUGUACUAAAAAAAUCAGAUUUGGAAAUGAUUGUAUUGUAAACAUAAGGCUAAGUUUUUUUACUGUUUCAUGUGUUAUAAAGGCCAGCUUGUAAAAGAAGUUGCAACAGACUUUCUCUGCUGAUGAUUUGCACUGUUAGGGUUUUGUUGGCCCUUUUGUACUACUUUAUUUUUAAACUGAGAACAUUGCUCUUUAAAUCUAAAUCUGCUUAAAGCUUUGGACAUUUUCUCAGACCAGAGGCAACUUAUCCAUGAAUUCCUGGGUUUUUACAAAAGCUAUCUACCAGGACAGAUAAGCUGAGCAGUGAAUGAUCUGUAGGCAUUUAUGGACUGAAUGUAAUGGUUGAUAUAUGUACAUUCUGAUAUUUUUAAAUCUUUAACUUUUUUAAGUUAAAAAAUUACAGCUGCUUGGAUGCAGCUUCUUAACUCCUUUUUGAGACACUUCCUGUCCUAUCUCCACUGUGCCUGCCUAAAUUUGUUCUCACCAAGCACUGCCUGUGCAUGCAGAGAGAAUCUGUGCAGCCUCUUUUAUAUUUUUUAAAUACUGUUUAACAUUUGUGAGAAUUUUAUGAAAACGCUUUUGUAUAAGCUGUGGCUUUUUUUUCCAUUGUGAAGCAUUGAAUAUCACAUUUUGGAACAUGUUCAUAGGUGGGUCCCUGGGUCUUUGCUCACCAGACCCAAGCAUUGCUUCUUGGUGUCCUUGCACAAUGCCGUCCGUCACCCGGAAUACUACUAUCAUGUGAAUUCUUUGUUUUCCACGUAUUCCUUCGUCUCCGUGUUUUUUUAAAAAUCAUUCCCUUUUUUUUAAAAAAAAUAAUUUUCCAUUUAUGAAGCAGUGUAAAUGAGAUGUAUUUUCAAAACAGGUCCCUAAGACAAUUCUUCAGAUCAUUUAUAAAGUGACUAAGUCAUUUUAACAGGUCAACCAAGGUAAAAAUUCUGUUGCACCCUGUAUUUUGCGCGUAGCAUCAGUAGUAGAUGAGAGAUUAAAGCUAGCUUUUAACUUUGCAAAGUUAACUUGUAUGUAUUCUGUUCUCAUUCAUUCUUCUCUCAAAAAUCAAAUGAAUUCAGAGGGAACUUGGUCUAACUGCUUUUGUUUCAACUGCAGGCAGGGGAGCAAAAGGACAACAUAUGAGCAGUAAGAAAAAUGUUGAAAUGUUAUUAACAAUUUUUAUACAGAAAAUGAGUCAUUUUGAAUAAUGACUUAAAAUUUUAUGAAAAAUACUAAGCACUUAAAUGUGCUUAUUCUGUUUUUAAGAGAAAAUAAAAUUACCUACUGUUUAAA